CCAAAGGACCUCAAGAAAUUAAUUCACCAAUCGACGCCUACCCGAGCACUUCACAGCAUCUUAUACUCAUCAGCAUUUCUCAAGCCCACUUCCAAAAGCAAUUUUCGUAUCCACACACUAUACCAACUUCUAGUCCGUAAAGCGCUCUGCUCAACAUGGCAGCUACACAAAAGCAAAAGCAACAAGCAACAGCGAUACCUGACUACAUCGACGCUGCAGCCGAGUCCGCCUCUAAUUCGACUUGGGCUAUUGUCCCACGCUCAACCACCAGUCUCGACGAAGGAUGGCAUCAUUUCACGUAUGCGGAUUUUGCCCGCGCCGUAAAUAACAUGUCUCGUUGGAUUGAUAAGAAAUGUGGUGUUGCGAAACAAGCAGGCCAAACUAUCGGAUAUAUGGGUGCGAACGACCUGAGAUACCUCGUGGUGCUAGCUGCAGCCUUGAAGACAGGCUAUGUACCAUUAUUCACAUCACCGCGCAACUCACUCGAGGGACAGAAAUCACUCGUGGAGAAGACAGCAUGUACCAUCUUCUUGAGCACAGUAGAGACCAUGCCGCAGGUCGAGGUUAUUAAAGAUGCAGUACCCAGUCUACAAGUCUAUCAAGCGCCCGCUACGGCAGAGCUGCUUGAUUCAAGUCUUCCUGCCGAGCACUACAAGGGAAGACAUAGUCGCGAUGUGACGGCUCCCAGCUUGAUUUUACACACUUCAGGUUCAACAGGUCUUCCCAAACCAAUCCACUUGACCGUUGGUGGCCUCAACUCUGCGUACGAGCAAGCCCAACUCGGGCCGGAAGACGGUGUCGAACAAGUCAGCAAGCCGUUCCUAGCAGACACACGACCAAUGCUUGCCGCUGUGCCCUUCUUCCAUGCAAUGGGUAUCAUCGUCGGUCUGCGUUCCCUUAUGAACCGGGGCACGUUAGUCCGACUGCCAUCAGAAAAGAUGUUGAGUGCGGGCUUGGUCAUGGAUGUGAUCGAGGCCGUGAAGCCUACAUCCGGUAUCUUUCCGCCAUCUGUCCUGGAGGACAUUUCAGCAACACCUCAGGGCAUCGAAGCACUGGGAAUGUUGGAGACCGUCUUCUUCGGUGGUGCGCCUCUUGCUUCAGAAAGUGGCAACAAAAUUUGUCGGGUGACGAACUUAAUGACUGUCAUCGGUAGCACAGAAGCUUUGCUGAUACCUACAAUCGUCCCAUCCGUACCAGAAGAGUGGAGCUACUUUCAUUGGAGCUCCGCCGCUGGUGUCUUUAUGGAGCCUGCGGAGAACGACCUGUUCGAGCUGAUCAUCAAACCGAGAGACACGAAGUACCAGGCGAUCUUCCAUACAUUCCCCACGAUACAAGAAUGGCGUACCAAAGAUCUUUUCAGACGCCAUCCGUCAAAACCUUAUCUGUGGAAGUACACUGGGCGACGAGAUGACAUCAUCGUGCUGAGCAACGGAGAGAAGUUCAACCCUGUGCUGUCGGAGAAGCUGCUCGAAUCACAUCCUUGGGUCAAGGGUGCCCUCGUUGUCGGCCAGGGCAAAUUCCAAGCUGGUCUUCUCAUAGAACCAGAAUGGUCACAGGCCAACACACAAGACCCUUCCACAUUGAUCGAUCACAUUUGGCCGAUGGUCGAGCAAGCAAACCGCGAAGCACCUGCUCAUGCACGUAUCUAUCAGACUAAGAUCGCCGUUGCGAAAGAUGGGAAGUCGUUCAUCCGCGCUGCAAAGGGUUCUAUCAUUCGACUUCAGACUGUUGCAGCGUUCAAGGACGAGAUCGAAGCUCUUUACGCUGAUGAAGGGUAUUCCAGCGAUCCCAACCAGGAGGCUGAUGGCGAUGUCGCACUAGAAAGCAAGAUCCACGCGGUGUUCUCACGUGCUCUUCCCUCCUUCCAGAACGACACGCCCGAUGAUGUCGAUGUUUUCAGCCUUGGUGUUGAUUCGCUUGAUGUUCUUGCUCUCACUAAUGCGCUCAAUAAGGCUGUUCGUGGCGCUGGCGUAACCGCUUCGACAGUCUACAGCAACCCUACCGUCAAGCAGUUAGCGGCGGCGCUGUCGCACAGCGCGAGCAAGUCCAAUGUGCAGCAUGCUCCGCCACCGACACGAGAGGAGAAGCUCAGUGCUAUGGUGAGGAAGUACACCAGGACCAUGGUACGCCCGAAGAACAUGAACGGUCUACCGAAUCGUCCUACCAAACAGACUGUCAUCCUUACAGGAUCUACAGGAAGUCUUGGAAGUCACAUUCUAGAGCAGCUGCUUCGAAACCCAGAUGUUGAGAAAGUUUACUGCCUGAACCGUUCGGACAACGCCGAGACACGACAGAAAGAGUCUUUCACCAAGUAUCACCACCCGAUGGCUGACUUCAACAAGGCUGUGUUUUACAAGACAGACUUUGGUGUUGAUCAUUUCGGCCUUCAAGACGCCACGUACAAGCAUCUCCUUUUGACCGCCACUACGUUUAUCCACUCUGCUUGGUCAGUCGACUUCAACCUCUCACUCGAGUCGUACGAAAACACACAUAUAGCCGGCACUGCUCGUGCCAUCAACUUUGCGCUUGAAUCACAGUACAAAACCCCAAUCAUCUUCAUCUCAUCGAUAGCGAGCGUCGGCAGCUGGGGCAGCGUCGCACAAGAUGACUCUGGUGUUCCCGAAUCCAAUACAACGCUGUUCGACAGCACAAUAACUCUACCACAAGGCUAUGGCGAGUCGAAGCAUGUCGCAGCAGAGAUAUUGGCCACUGCGUCUCAUCGUCUGGGUAUCAAGACUGCCAUUGUGCGCGCUGGACAACUUGCCGGGCCAAGCACGCAAGCAGGUGGCGCCGCGUGGAACCGACACGAGUGGCUGCCGACUAUCGUGCACACAAGCAAGGUGAUGAAGAAGCUGCCGCGUACCUUGGGCAACAUGGACCGUGUCGAUUGGGUUCCCAUGGACAUUGCGGCAGGAACGGUCAUUGACAUAGCCAAUGCGACGAACUCCGAGUCCGAGUCUACGCAGGUCUACCACCUUGCCAAUCCGCAUACAACGACAUGGAAUGAGUUGUACCCUGUCAUCCGAGACUACUUCAGGAAAGAAAACAACGUGGACAUGGACGUCGUCGAGUACUGCGACUGGGUUGACGAGCUGGCACGCAUACCGCAAACAAAGGAGAACGCAGAACGUGUACCAGGACUCAAGCUGCUGGACUUCUACGAAAGUCUUGGGAUGGACGGUAUGGGACUGCCUACGCUACAAACACGCAGAGCCGAGGCUGCUAGCUCUACCUUACGCGAGGGAAAGGCUAUAGAUCGACUUGUUGUAGACAAGUGGCUCAAGCAGUGGGCAUUCUAAGUUAGGUAGUACAUUAAACGUAUAUAUAAUAUAAUGGAUACACAUAUAGACUAG
Molecule: messenger RNA, 3353 nt
Organism: Alternaria alternata
Lineage: Eukaryota; Fungi; Ascomycota; Dothideomycetes; Pleosporales; Pleosporaceae
Product: acetyl-CoA synthetase-like protein
Exons: 3
Coding region: 156-3299 (1047 amino acids)
Molecular function (GO): phosphopantetheine binding
Source: RefSeq, a predicted model, not a curated record